AAAAUCAUCAAAUAGUGUUGCAGCCAAUAAGGUAGACUGCUCACAUCCCUCCACGCCCUAAAAGACAAUACCUCCAACUCAAAGUUUGAAACUUUCUUGUCUACUUUUCUUCUAGCUAUAUCAUCUCAGAGAGAAAUCAUGCACCAGAAAUUCAUUUGAGACACAACCAAAGUGAAGAAAACAAUGUUUAGUUUCAGAACGGACCAAUCUCUUCUUCUCCUUUCAACUUUCCUCUUCAUUUCUUCAACCAUAUUGUUCUCCCUUGCUCAUGGACUUGGUAUUCAUGGAACCAUUGAUGAAGACGAGUACGGUGUCUUUUCAUGGGCGAUGAGAAGGUCUGUUCUUGAUGAUAACAAUGUUGAACAUGUAGAGGAUAACUCAACUUUGAUAUUGGCUGCAGACAGAACUCAUAGAAAGGACCCUCUCGACGAUUUUAACUAUUAUAAAGGUGGAUGGAAUAUCAGUGAAAAGCAUUAUUUCUCUUCUGUUGGGUUCACAGCUGCUCCCCUCUUUCUCACUGGUGCUAUAUGGUUUGUGGGAUUUGGCCUAUGCUUGUUAGUCAUCAGUGUAUAUCAUUGCUGCUGUCAGGGCCGCAGUUACGGCUAUUCUCGAACUGCCUAUGCAAUUUCGCUUGUCUUUCUCAUACUCUUCACCAUUUCGGCAAUCAUUGGAUGUGCUGUUCUGUAUACCGGGCAAGGAAAGUUCCAUAGAAGCACAACAAAGACAUUGGAAUUCGUUGUCAAUCAGUCAGAUACUACUGUCAGUAAUCUUAGGAUAGUAUCAGAUUAUCUAUCUGCAGCCAAGUCAAUCGGGGUUGAUCAAAUACAUCUGCCUCCCACUGUCCAGAAUAGCAUUGAUGACGUUGAUCAGAAAAUAAAUUCUUCAGCUAGCAAUCUUGAAAAGGAGACUGAGAAAAAUUCAAAUGAUAUACAACAAAUAUUAGAUGCUGUAAGAAAAAGUCUAAUCGUAAUUGCUUCUGUAAUGCUGCUCUUGGCCUUACUUGGUUUCUUACUUUCAGUUAUCGGCAUACAAUUUCUUGUGUACAUAUUGGUAACAUUGGGGUGGAUCCUUGUCACUGGCACAUUUAUUUUGUGUGGCAUAUUUCUCAUUCUCCAUAAUGUGGUUGGAGACACCUGUGUUGCAAUGGAUCAGUGGGUUAAAAACCCUACAGCUCAUUCGGCUUUGGAUGAUAUUCUUCCCUGCGUAGAUAAUGCAACUGCCCAGGAGGCCUUGUCUAAAACCAAAGAAGUAACCUUCCAGUCAGUUGCGGUUGUUAAUCGUUUCAUCACUAAUGUGUCUAACAUUAACUUUCCGCCCAGAGCCGAACCUGUAUAUUACAAUCAGUCUGGUCCCUUGGUACCUGUCCUCUGCAAUCCAUUCAACUCUGACAAGACUGACCGACAAUGUGCCACUGGUGAAGUGGACUUUACCAAUGCAGCUCAGGAAUGGAGGAAGUACAUCUGCCAAGUUUCAGCAAAUGGUAUUUGCACUACUGUUGGCAGAUUGACUCCUGUUUUCUAUGACCAGAUGAUGACUACUGUCAAUGUAAGCUACGCGUUGUAUCACUAUGGUCCAUUUCUUGUUCAGCUGGGAGAUUGCACUUUUGUUCGCGAAACAUUUAGUGGCAUCACCGAGCAUCAUUGUCCAGGCCUGGAGCGUUAUAGUAAAUUGAUAUAUGUAGGGUUGGUUAUGGUUUCUGCUGCAGUUAUGCUCUCUUUGAUCUUCUGGGUUCUUUAUGCCAGAGAAAGGCGACACCGGAAGCACACCAAAGAGUUAAUAGCCACAAAAUCUGAGAUGUCUUAGAAGAGGAGAAAGUUAUGCAGUGAGAUUCAGAUUUGUAUAUGUUAAUUUAAUCAAUUCAAUUUAUAUAUGCUAUAGAAAUAUUUUAGAAUCAUAGUUGUUCUGCACAGCAACCAAUUCUCCAAGCUGGUGGAUUUCUAUGUAUUUUUGCAUAUGCUUGAAUUUGAUGAGGAUGAGAUUACAUAGUGGCUAGUGGCUAUAUUGUAUAUGUGAGCAAGUGUUUGCUAUAAGAUGAGCAGUUAAGCUUUUAACACUUUGAUAAUAAAG
Messenger RNA from Pistacia vera, 2067 nucleotides. RefSeq lists its product as uncharacterized. The transcript has 9 exons. Bases 184 to 1803 code for a protein of 539 amino acids. Gene Ontology annotation, cellular component: plasmodesma; plasma membrane. Lineage: Eukaryota; Viridiplantae; Streptophyta; Magnoliopsida; Sapindales; Anacardiaceae. The record is from RefSeq and is a predicted model, not a curated record.